Molecule: messenger RNA, 5469 nt
Organism: Rhineura floridana
Lineage: Eukaryota; Metazoa; Chordata; Lepidosauria; Squamata; Rhineuridae
Gene: ANKH
Product: ANKH inorganic pyrophosphate transport regulator
Exons: 12
Coding region: 812-2293 (493 amino acids)
Biological process (GO): phosphate ion transmembrane transport
Cellular component (GO): membrane
Molecular function (GO): phosphate transmembrane transporter activity
Source: RefSeq, a predicted model, not a curated record
CUUCCUCUCCAGCGGAGGGAGAGAACAGAAACGAGCCUGUGUCAAAGAAGGCCACGUGCUUGUCGAGCCCAGGCAGAGGAGCAGCCAACAUAAUAUUAAAAAAAAAAAAAAGCUGGGUUGAGUCGCGGUUUUAACGGCCUCAUCUCCAGACUGGUUUACUUUCCUCCCUCCACCACCGGCAAACUCUGCCGCUUCUCUCUCUGCCCCCACACCCGGGGAAAGAAGAGGCGGAGGAAGAAGAGGAGGUGGAGAGACAGCCGGGCAGAUCCUGUCUGAUCUCCAUGCCGGCGAUGUGUGGUUUGUUUUUAUUGCCCUCCCCCCCCUUCCAUCAUCUUCCUGCUGCCGGCUAGCCUAAACUAAGCCAAGGCAGGGCGCCUGCGUGUGUGUUUUGUCCUCAGGAUUCUGAUAAUGGAAAAAGUGCCCAUAGAAAUUUCUGGCGAUGGUGGUGGUGCCGGCCUCCCGCCUUCUUUUUUUUCCACCACCAGCGGCAGAUCACUAUUGUGUGGGAGGAGGGCAGCGGCGACGACAGGGACGGACUUGGUCUUUUGGAUUUCUUGCUAAAGGGAGCAGCGCAAACACCCAACGCACCAGACCAGAAGGGAGACAGACACAGGAGGAGCUGCUGCUGCUGCUGCUAUUAGUUGCCGUCGUUGCCUCUGCUUGAUGCAUCAUCACUUCCUUUCCCGACAAAGCCAGAAGACUCGCUUUUAAAGAGGCGCUUCGUUUUUGCUUCCUUCGUCUUCUCCGCCUUCCCACCUUGCAGCCUCCCCGCUGCGGCAGAUGUGUUUGGGGUCACCGCACAGCUGGGACUAUGGUGAAAUUUCCGGCGCUCACUAACUACUGGCCCUUGAUCCGCUUCUUGGUCCCUUUGGGCAUCACCAAUAUAGCCAUCGACUUCGGGGAACAGGCUUUGAACAGAGGUAUUGCAGCUGUUAAGGAAGAUGCUGUAGAAAUGUUAGCCAGCUACGGGUUGGCAUACUCCCUCAUGAAGUUUUUCACAGGUCCAAUGAGUGACUUCAAGAAUGUGGGACUGGUUUUUGUCAACAGUAAGAGAGACAGAACCAAAGCGGUUUUGUGUAUGGUUGUGGCUGGUGCUGUGGCUGCUGUAUUUCACACCUUGAUAGCAUACAGUGAUUUCGGGUACUACAUUAUUAACAAGUUGCAUCAUGUGGAUGAAUCAGUGGGAAGUAAAACACGCAAGGCCUUCCUGUAUCUUGCAGCCUUCCCUUUUAUGGAUGCCAUGGCUUGGACCCAUGCAGGCAUUCUUCUGAAACACAAAUACAGUUUUCUGGUAGGAUGUGCCUCCAUCUCAGAUGUCAUUGCUCAGGUUGUUUUUGUAGCAAUUUUGCUCCACAGUCACUUGGAAUGCAGAGAGCCUCUCCUCAUCCCCAUAUUGUCCUUGUACAUGGGAGCACUGGUCCGAUGUACCACCUUAUGCCUGGGCUAUUACAGAAACAUACACAAUAUUAUUCCUGACAGCAGCGGGCCCGAAAUGGGGGGAGAUGCUACAGUAAGAAAGAUGCUAGGUUUCUGGUGGCCUUUGGCACUAAUUUUGGCCACACAGAGAAUCAGCCGGCCAAUCGUCAACCUCUUUGUAUCCCGAGAUCUGGGUGGCAGUUCAGCAGCCACAGAGGCAGUGGCAAUUCUGACAGCUACAUAUCCAGUGGGACACAUGCCAUAUGGCUGGUUGACAGAGAUUCGAGCUGUUUAUCCUGCUUUUGACAAGAAUAACCCCAGCAAUAAACUGGUGAACACCAGCAGCACCGUCACAGCAACACAUAUCAAGAAGUUCACUUUUGUCUGCAUGGCCCUAUCCUUAACGCUCUGUUUUGUGAUGUUUUGGACUCCUAAUGUGUCUGAGAAGAUUUUAGUUGACAUCAUUGGAGUCGAUUUUGCCUUUGCAGAGCUCUGUGUUAUUCCACUUCGUAUCUUCUCCUUCUUCCCAGUUCCAGUCACCGUAAGAGCACAUUUGACAGGAUGGCUGAUGACAUUAAAAAAGACUUUUGUGUUGGCCCCUAGCUCAGUACUGCGGAUCAUUGUCCUCAUCACCAGUCUGAUUGUGCUGCCUUACUUGGGGGUCCACGGAGCCACCUUAGGAGUAGGAUCACUUCUAGCUGGGUUUGUAGGAGAAUCUACCAUGGUUGCAAUAGCAGCUUGUUACGUCUAUCAGAAACAGAAAAAGAAGAGGAAUGACAAUGAGACAGCAACAGAAGGUGAAGACUCAGCAAUGACUGACAUGCCUCAUACAGAGGAAAUGACAGACAUUGUAGAAAUGAGAGAAGAGACUGAAUAACAAAUGGGAGGUGACUGUUCUCUGGGACAACUGGAAGCAUAUUUCUUCUCUCAUACUUCAUUGUUUAUUUUUAAUAAAAGAGGCCUUGAUUCCAAAGGUUUCAGAUAAUGAAUUCCCUGGCAUACCAAGUAUGCUGGCAUGGAUGAGGGACUGAAAGGAACAGUCUCUCCUUCUCCUGCCUCCCCCUCCCCCAACAGAAAUUAACUCCAUGCAAACUCAAGAGAUGUGGCUGCUACACAUUAGAGGGAAUCUUCCUUCUUUGGAUGGUCAACCAAAGUCAGUUUAUUCAUGGAUUCUGCUGCCGUCCUUUCCACUUCUGUCAGUGCUUCCCACCAACCCACCCUAAUGCACACACUAUUAUUAUUAUUAUUAUUAAUGAAAGUUUAAAAUGCAACAUAUGUGGGAGAAGACACAUUAGCUUUAUUUUACUUGCUUGAAAAUGACUUUGUUCCAUUGACCUGUAUCAUGGUGAAUUCUUCUGUUUUGGUUUUCUCAUUGUUCAGUGUAAACUAUUGUAUACUGCUACAAAACAAGAUUCUGAAGCAGGAGUCAAGAAAAUUAUAGAUAGAAUACAUUCAAUAGACCCUUAUAAAUUCAGGACAAGACUUCUGUUUAGAGUUGAUUAUAUCACCUAUGAAGCAAAAUAGUCUUUCUGUUCUCUAAUUUCUUAGCUGUGAACCAUUACCUGUACUACACUAAACUUAUAAGUGUUUUCUAAACCAAUUAUGGACAUUUAAAUCAGAUGCUUUAUUUAGUGCCCAGUCUAAAAUCCUUUCUUUGAGAGACUUUGGUUUCCAUGCUCAGUGGUGUGCAGGAUACUGUGUUUGAGGUGUGGUGCAAGCCAUUGUUUCCAGGGUUCUUAUCUAAAAGAACGAUGACAAAAAAAAAUACCAGUACUUAAAACCAAAGUUCUAAUCAAGGAUUUUGAAAAUAUAACUGUUAGUACUGUCUCUUCAAAAAUAUACAUACUAACUUAUGCAGAUAAUAUUAUGGUAUAUCCCUUUACUGUAGAUAACGCUGUGCGUGGUUAUUGCUCCAACGUUUUGCUAACACUACAUGGUAUAAAGCCUACAUUGGAGGAAGGUUGUUUAAAAGCAAAUAUCUGGAAAUUAUAUGGAUGGGGUUUCUGGCCAAAGGAAUUAGUGCUUCAACUGACACCCAGUAAUCUGACUGGGCUGGGCAUGUCCACAUGAGCUGUACUUUGAUGACUGAAUACCCUUACGCAUCACUAAUGCCCACAGUCCACAAAUGACAGGAUUUCAGCCUUCAGUGGCCUCCCAGGCACACAUGUGACAGGGAUGACCAUAGGAUCAAUAUAGCUUAUAAAAUUUAUGCAGUCAACUUCCUGCUGUUGAUGUGGAAAUGUGAUGAGGGAGGUAUCUGUUUUCCUUGGAACCUUCCUGCACUUCAAACCAUGUGCGGCAGUGCUAAAUUCGAAACGCCGACACUUUUCCAUGUAGGUGUAGUGCAUAAAGGGAGCUAAGUGGGUCUCUAGGUGCCCAUAUAGGAACUUAUUUUGACCAUGUGACCGGAUGUAAUCUUAAUCCAAGAGGAACUAAAUGUCUUGAAAUCUUCCAUUUCAAGGAUUCUUUAGCCAAAUUAUAUUUUUCUAUAAGGUGUAGAACAGUGAACUGAUUUUAUUUAAUUGUACACAAAGCCAUUUUCUAGAUUUUGGAAACAAAUAGCUUAGAACAGAAGAAAUCUUUAAAAAUAAAAUUGCAAUCCUAUAUCAAUAUAUGUGUAUAUAUACAUAUGAAUGUGUAUAAAUAUAUAUAUUGUACAUUAUGUGUAAUUUAUUUUAGGUUCCAAUAUGUUUCUUAUUUUUCCAAAGCUCAGUAAAAACAUAAUUUCUAAUACAAAACAAAGUUUGCUUGUGUGCUCAAACUUAACUGUUAAGUAGUGUACUGUUUUGGUAAAUGUUACAUAUCUGCAAAAUUGAUACCCAGUUUUGCACACGUGCAAAUGCAAUAAGAUAAUGUGGUAAUCAUUUUCAUAAUUGGCACGAAUUGUGCAAGUCAGUUUAGGAAUAAGGAUCAGCAACUGAAGACCCCAGGACUAAAUCCAGCCCCCUGAGGAGUACCAGCCAGCCCCCAAUUGCCAAACCAAAGGCAAGGGAGUUGGGUGAAGGCAACAAUAGCUGCGGCAAUGGAAUUUGCCAGCAACCUGCUAUGGGAAAUGGAAGGAAACCCUGGCCUACCACUCAUCACCCAUUCUUCAGAAUGUCUUAACUAACAGAGCAAUCCAAAUCAUGGGAAGCCGGCAGGUGGGGGGGCCGGCGAAGGAGGAGCCAGCGGAAAGCUCUGCGGCAUCCAUUCCUAUUCAGGAGCUGCCAGGCCAGCUCAGUCUGGAGACACUUGCGGGUGCUGGAAAAGCAAAAGCCGGCUCCUGCAAAUACUCCUACUGGGGAGUAAUUGGCCCCCAUUGACCACCAUGGAAAUUAUUUUACUCCACCAGCCAAUAGGCCAGCGGAAAUUUUACCUGGGUCGGGACCCACAGGAGUGAUCCAAACGCGAGGAGGAUGACAUGUCCCCCCCUUGGCUCCUCCUCUGCUACACCCCCAGAAAAUCCCAUUUUCAGGCCUUCUGCUGGUUCUCUGACCGCGGGGCUGGCUGUCCCCGGCAGACCCCCAGCUUGAGCCUACAGGGUUCCAGCGGUGCUGCAGCUGAGCUGAGCUGAGGGGCUUCUGCUGGCGGAGCCAGGAGCCUGCUGGCUCAGUCAGAGGUCUGCCACAUCCAACUCCCCCCACCCUGGCACAAAUACUAGUUGGAUUGCACCCGAAGAUGGGUUGCUGAUUAAGGGUUGUUGAUUAAUGACGACAGUGCUGUUCAAAAGCAGGUUCUUCCUGCUUGUUACAAAAAUAUACUGGAUGAAAUCAAUACUGUGUAGUUUAUAUUCUGUGUUCACAUACAUGUGUUCAUGUAUGUAUAGUGUUCCUGUAUAUGUGUGUGUGUGUGUCUGUAAGUACACACAUACAUGCUGGCAAAUGUUACUUAUUUUUCUCCACUAUGACAAUAUUGAUUUCUCUAGCAUGUUGAAUCUCUAAAUUUGCAUCUCUUUUGAACAAAAUGAGAAGCGUAUAUUUCUUGUGACUUUCCCUCUGAUAUCAUUACAAAUGUAUGCUGUAAUAUAUUUAUUUCGGUCUAGAGCGGGACAAAAAUUAAAGAUAUAAUAUUCCA